This is a messenger RNA of Arabidopsis arenosa, 1424 nucleotides long. The record is from the annotation of a GenBank genome assembly. NCBI's taxonomy places the organism in Eukaryota, Viridiplantae, Streptophyta, Magnoliopsida, Brassicales, Brassicaceae.
GCUGCGAUUCUCUCUCUCUGACCAAACCCAUCUUCAAAGGUUUUCUCUUUCUUUCACUUUUUCUCGUUCCCUAAAUUUUCAUCAAAAAGUUUCAGCGAUCUCCAAGUUCCCGAGGUUGGCAACUCAAUUCUAAACGCAAGAGCAAGACAAAAAACGCAAUUUUGGUUGUUUGUGUUUUAUAAAGUUUGACAAUUUUAUCAGUUUUGAAGAAAUGGGGUAUGAGCCUGAUCCUGAUGCUCUUCGCUGGGGUCUUCAUGAUCUGGAGGUUUGUACACUUACAAAUGCUGGUUCUUGCUCUAGUGUAACAAGGUAUGAGUCAGGUGGUGGUGGUACUCAAGGCUAUGUUAGAGAAGGUUAUAAUCAGCCUUUGACUGGUUAUGUAGACAAUGAUGCGGCAAUUGCUCAGUUUUAUCAAGACGAAUUGUCUAGAGUUGCUCGAGCCGAAGCAUCUGGGCUCAAUAAUCUUAGUCCUACUUCAGUUGUUGCACAAGAGUGGCCUCAUCCUCAUCGAGGGCAGGAAAAUCAAGGGGAAGCCAUUGAUAUAUCCCGGGAAAGUGAUAUUCUUCAUAAUCAUAACGGUAACAUGGAAGAUAAGAAUGUUGCAAGGAUAAGAUUUCAAGGAGGGCAAAGUUCCCCAUCUCGUGAUGAUGACUCAGUUUGUUCUGUAGAAAUAGAAGAAGAAUCUUGGUCAGAGGUUGGGAAGCGACUGAAUCAAAUGAUACCUAUUGCUCACGUGCCAAAAAUCAAUGGGGAAUUACCGUCAGAGGAUGAACAGAUAUCUGAUCAUGAACGGCUAUUUCAGAGGUUACAGCUUUAUGGCUUGGUGGAGAACAAGAUUGAAGGAGAUGGAAACUGCCAGUUUCGGUCACUAUCAGACCAGCUUUACCGCUCUCCAGAACACCAUAACUUUGUCAGAGAACAAGUUGUUAAUCAGCUUGCAUAUAAUCGAGAGAUGUAUGAAGGUUAUGUUCCAAUGGCGUACAAUGACUAUCUUAAAGCAAUGAAACGGAAUGGAGAAUGGGGUGAUCACGUUACUCUUCAGGCUGCUGCGGAUUGGUUUGGUGUUCGGAUGUUUGUGAUAACGUCAUUCAAGGAUACAUGUUACAUUGAGAUCUUACCGCAUUUUCAGAAGUCUAAUCGCCUUAUAUGUUUAAGCUUCUGGGCUGAGGUUCAUUACAAUUCAAUCUAUCCUGAAGGAGAGCUGCCCAUACCGGAAGGCAAGAAGAAGAAGAAAUAUUGGGUUUUCUGAGCUUUCUUUCUUCUGAUGGAAGCACAAAGUUAGUGAAGUCUGCUUAUCAAUAUGUUUAUUCUUUUUUCUAACUUAGAAUAUUUAGUUUUAGAGAGCAUUAUGCUCUUGUAUAUACUGAACAUAAUCCCAUUAGCCAUAGUCUGCUCAUUCUUUUCAAUAAAAGUUGUAUUGAUCU